Entelurus aequoreus (snake pipefish) is the source of this 1393-nucleotide messenger RNA. Its product is annotated as glutamine synthetase-like. Gene Ontology annotation, cellular component: cytoplasm. Lineage: Eukaryota; Metazoa; Chordata; Actinopteri; Syngnathiformes; Syngnathidae. Gene Ontology annotation, molecular function: glutamine synthetase activity. Bases 138 to 1253 code for a protein of 371 amino acids. The record is from RefSeq and is a predicted model, not a curated record. The transcript is spliced from 7 exons.
UAUGGAACAUCCCAGUCAUUUACAUUCCGGGUUAUAUACAGGUUUGGCACAGUCCUGACACGGCGUCGUCUGCAGGCAACGACACUUGACAGUCACCUUGGACAAAUGAUCCAUAAACUCCUUCAAUCCAGGCAAACAUGGCAUCAGUGUCUGUCAGCUCCCGCUUUAACAAGUCAGUCCGGCAGCAUUAUAUGAGCCUGCCACAGGGGGGCAAAUGCCAGGUGACCUAUAUCUGGAUCGACGGCACUGGACAGGUACUUCGCAACAAAACCCGGACCCUGGAUACUGAACCCAAAACUCUAGCAGAUAUUCCGGAGUGGAACUUUGAUGGGUCGAGCACAUACCAGUCGGAAGGUUCCAACAGUGACAUGUACCUCAUACCAGUGCGCAUAUUCAGGGAUCCAUUUACCUGUGACCCCAACAAGCUAGUUCUCUGCGAAGUUCUCAAAUACAACCGCCUUCCUGCAGAAACAAACCAUCGAAUGAGCUGCAAUAAAGUGAUGGAGCAAGUCAAAGAGCACCAGAUAUGGUUUGGCAUAGAGCAAGAAUACACACUCCUGGGAGUGGAUGGACACCCGUUUGGUUGGCCUCAAAGUGGUUUCCCAGCACCCCAAGGUCCCUACUACUGCGGGGUGGGGGCGGACAAAGCUAUUGGACGAGACAUCGUGGAGUGUCACUACAAGGCGUGUCUCUACGCAGGGAUCGAAAUCUUUGGAACUAAUGCUGAAGUGAUGCCAUCCCAAUGGGAGUUCCAGGUGGGUCCCUGUGAGGGCAUUGACAUGGGGGAUCAACUGUGGGUCGCACGCUUCCUGUUGCACCGCGUGUGCGAAGAUUUUGGGGUCGUUGCCACACUGGACCCCAAACCCAUGAAUGGAAACUGGAGCGGGUCUGGGGCACACACUAACGUCAGCACCAAGCAGACCAGAGAAGAAGGAGGACUGCGGUACAUCGAGAAGGCCAUUGAGAGGCUGAGCCGAAGACACAAGGAGCACAUCAUGCUGUAUGACCCACGCGGCGGUCAGGACAACAUGCGGCGUCUCACAGGUCAACACGAGACCGCCAACAUCAACGAGUUCACCUCCGGCGUCGCCAACCGGGGCGCCAGCGUCCGCAUUCCUCGCCAGGUGGGCCAAGAGAAGAAGGGCUACUUCGAGGACCGCCGCCCCGCGGCAAACUGCGACCCUUACCAGGUGACCCGAGCCAUAGCCAGCACCUGUCUGCUUGAUGACGUGGAGCAAGUCAAGGACACUUAGAUCCGACGGCAAGUCUCAACCUUUUGUCUCUUCUAGUGAAUCUACUUGAAGGAAUUGUGAUGUCAUGUGUUUUAUGUACUAAUUAUAGUAAUAAAGCAUGCAUUAAAAACCUCGUAUGAGCACAACUUGAAGGCACGUGU